AUGAGGACAGUUUCAAGAAAUACACAGGCUCCUGUGUGUGACCUAUCGUCUGUCUACCCGGCUCUGCUUUCACCCAAUACAGAGAUCAUCUAUCAGGUGCUGUCACAUGAGGACGUGUGCUUCCACACCCAUUCUCUGAUCCAGGAGAGGCAGCACAACAGUCUGUUGAAGGCCUCAAGCACCCUGAACCCCAGCAGGCCUGUCACACUGUCUCACUGUUCUUCUUCUGGGCGGCCCCCUCAGCCCUCCCUGGAGCCCACAGGGCCCCUCGCCCUCCAUGGAGAGCAGGGAGAGGGAUGCGGGACCCUCGCCCAGGAGAUCGGCCUCACUCCUGGGAACUUGAGGGAGGACCCACUGCCAGCACAAGGCUUCCAUGAUGUCUCAACUCUCACAGAUCUGUGCUCCAGUGUGGAUCUGCCAGAGGUGGAGAUCGUCAGCUUGCUUACAGAAGAACUGCCCAAAUACACUCUGCGGGCAGACCACGUGUAUGGGUACGAGCAUGACGACUGGCUGCACACACCUCUGCUGCCACCAGAGGCCGCUCUUGGACUUACACAUGAGCAGAUCGAUGAGACACUCAAGUACUUCUUGCUGUGUUCAGAGAGAGUUGGUCAAAUCACAAAGACGUAUCAUGACAUUGAGGCAGUUACACAUCUGCUUGAGGAGAAAGAGCGGGAUCUGGAAUUGGCAGCCCGGAUUGGCCAAUCGCUGCUCAAGCAGAAUAAAGCCUUGACUGAACGCAACAAACUACUGGACGAACAGCUGGAAAUUGCUCAGGAAGAGAUUUCUCAGCUGCGUCAUGAGCUCUCCAUGAGAGACGAUCUCCUGCACUUUUAUGCCAGCACUGAAGAUAUAGAGCAUGCCUCAGAAACACUGCUUAUACGGAAUGAUUCGUCCACAUCUCUCAGCAAUUACGUCAAUUACGACUUUCUGCAACAGAAACUCAAGGGUUUGGAAGAGGAGAACUUCAAAUUGCGCACAGAGGCUAAUGAGUUAACAUUUGAGACCAACAGUUACGAGGAACAAGAGCAACGGCUUAUGAUGGUGUGUGUGGAUGAACUCACGACAGCGAAUAAGCGGGCCGUAUCUCUGUCAGAUGAGUUGGCCCGGAAGGUGGAAGAUUCGCUAAGACAACAAGAGGAGAUUAGUGCCCUGCUGGGACAGAUUGUCGACCUGGAGCAGCGCUGCAAAGGGCUCACUGCUGAGAAUGAGGAGUUAACGCAACAUCUGAAUGCCUCCCGGGAAUCCCAGGCGCAGGUUAAAACAGAGCUGAAGGAACUUCAGGAGAGGUACUCGGAAAGUGAGGACAUGCUCCAUGAAGCCAGAGAGGACAUUAAAAACCUGCGCAAUAAGAGUCUGCCCAACAGCACUGUGCAGCGUUAUAGCACCCUGGCAGCGGUCUUCCCAAUGGAUUCACUUGCUGCUGAGAUUGAAGGAACCUUCCGGAAGGGCCUAGACAGCCCAGCGCCCACUGAGUACAAGAAUCAUCCAUUGCGGGUGUUUGAGACGGUGAAAGUGGUCAAUCAUGCGGCUCGGCUACGUUCCCAGAAUCUCUCUCCCCAGGUUACGGGUUCGAGCCCUGCAUCAUUGCGCUCUAGUCGAAUCAGUACACCACGGACCAGUUAUUAUGAAUCAGACAAUGUUAGCGUCAACCUGGAGGAUAAGCACUCGCCUCCAACACACACACAGGAUCAUGGGUUGCUGGAAUUGAAGCGUUUGGGCCAGCCAGGUACGCCCGGUGGGCAGGAUCUAGAGGAAGCGCUACGGUCUCUCUCAGAGCGUCAGGAGAGCCACACAUCAGAGCGUCCGUUCUUCGAGGUGGAGCGAGAAAGGAAACUGCGCGCCCUGCAGAGUGGAAGCAGCGGCAGUGGCGGCGGCUCCAGCGGCUUCCUGACGCCCAAUGGCAGCGUUGCAUCCACAGGAACUAACUACUCUGGCACCUCCACGCAUUCGUCAGGCACAGGCUCCUCCCGCUCGUACCUGCCCGAACGGCUGCAGAUAGUCAAGCCGCUGGAGGGCUCAGUGACUCUGCACCAGUGGCAGCAGCUGGCCAAGCCCAAUCUGGGGGGUAUCCUGCACCCACGGCCUGGUGUCCUCACCAAAGACUUCAGAGAGCUGGAUGGGGAUUUUCAGCAUGUCUACAGCCUCAACGACCUCGAGGAGGAUGAGCCUGAUCUGUCCAAAUUCCCCAACCCCCUGCACGGCACUGUGGUCAGUUCAUCCAGACCUAGCAUCCCUCAGACCUCCCCCACUCACCCGACCACUAGCUGUCAGAUCCUCCAUCCCUCUGUCUUCCUCUCCUCCUUCUCCACCAGCCUUCGGCCCCGCAGUGCGUCCGCUUGUGGGAGCUGUGAGCAGGUGAGGAUGUCAUCAGGCCUUCAGUGCGUCUCUGGGUCCACAUCACACCUCCACCCGACCUCCUCCCUCGGCCUGUUGCAACUUGUAUCCGAGCAUGGCAUCUCAGCCGCAGCCUAUCCUCGCUCUCCUCUCGUUCACUCCCUCACCGCAUCCUCAGAGGAAAGACAACGAGCCUUUGAUACAAGUGAAGUAAAAAGAGAAAAGGAACGGCAGAGAAACAUUUUCAGCGUCAACCUUGUGGAAAAGCUCAGAAGCCUGGGCCUGUACAAAGUGGUUGCCAGAGGAUUGGUGGAUUAUUGUCGAACAGAAAAACCAGACCCGUACAAUAGUCCCCCAUGAAACGCACAGAGCUGUUCAUCAUUAAAGGUGCCAUUUCGUGCAUCACGCUCAUUUUGGCAUGCAGCUAAACUUCUCUCAUUUGUUAUGGGACAUUCCAGAAGCCAUACCAGUUGAAUGACAUCAAAUUAGCUUUUUAAUGUAUGCGUCACUAGGAAUUUUAAUUAUGAACUGCACCUCAAUAUAUUUCAUGAUGAAGUCAAACACAUCUUUUGUAUCAUUGUCAUUGGGUGUUUUGAACACUCUUCAGAAGAGAAUAGCUGCACAUUUGUUGACUUUUUAACAUGUCGUCUAUUUUUUCGAGACAUUGUCAUCAUCAGUCUUGAAAUCACAGGUUUAUUGUUAUGAAAUUGUAGCAACACUACAGAAAAAUGCACUAUGUGGCCUCAUUUUUUGCUUGCUGCCAACCAAGCAUCAAUGUCAGUAGUGCGUUCUGUU
Molecule: messenger RNA, 3132 nt
Organism: Rhinichthys klamathensis goyatoka
Lineage: Eukaryota; Metazoa; Chordata; Actinopteri; Cypriniformes; Leuciscidae
Gene: hap1
Product: huntingtin associated protein 1
Exons: 17
Coding region: 1-2697 (898 amino acids)
Biological process (GO): neurogenesis; neurotrophin TRK receptor signaling pathway; anterograde axonal transport of mitochondrion
Cellular component (GO): dendrite
Molecular function (GO): signaling receptor binding
Source: RefSeq, a predicted model, not a curated record